AUGAAAGUGCUCCUAAUUCUGUUCAGUGGCUUCUUAAUUUGCACAGCUGACGAGACGAGCUUGAAUAAAAUCUUACGAACUGAGGAAAUGUUCGAAAGUAUUGAGCUUUUGACUUCUGAUCUACUUUACAAACUAGAUCCAGGUCAUUGUUACACAUUGAUCACAGACCCACUUUACAGUGAACUACUGCAACCAAAACUUUUCAGCGAAAUGAGUCACAGCACAUACUUUGUGGUUCGGGUUCAAUUCAAUGAGGACAUGAUCACUCCAAAGAAUAAAACCAUGAAGGCUAUGAGGGAAGCACAUCGGGCUGGAUGUGGAUGUUAUUUGAUUUAUUUGGCAAAUGGAAUACAAAUGAAUCGCUUUCUGAAGUAUAUUGAUCGUGAAAGAGCAAUCAGUCCACGCGUUCGGCUCAUUAUGCUGCAUGACUAUCGUUUGUUUGUAAAUCAGAUGAAUUACAUUUGGAAACGAUUUGUGAAUGUUAUCUUCAUUCGGCAGUACGAGCAAAGCUUUCGUGGCAAUCGAACUUCAUCGAAUAGCACAGCGUUUGAAUUAACCACUGUUCCAUAUCCGCUACCCAUUCGUCAAUUAUUCGUUACAAAGAGGCUCGACUUUUGGCGUAAUGGCAGGUAUCGACAUGGAGUAAAAUUAAAUAUUGAUAAAACAAAAGAUUUACAAGGUCAACGAAUGCUUGUGUGUGUCUUAAAUCAUACGCCGGGCGUGUUUACCAUGUCUGUAAAUCAAAACGAAACCAUUUACUCCGGCUUAGAAGUCGAGAUCAUUAAUGGGAUAUCAAAGGCGUUAAAUUUUUCCGUCGAAUUUUACGAAACGGAUGAUGCGACGACUGAGCAAUGGGGAAUGCAAAUUGAAAAUGGCAGUUAUACGGGAUUGCUUGGAGAGAUGGUAAAUGGUGCAGCUGAUAUUGCAUUGGGUGAUUUGCAUUACAUUCCAUACCACUUGAAAAUUAUGGACUUAUCAAUUCCGUAUUCAUCGCAAUGCUUGACAUUUCUCACACCGGAAUCAUUGACCGAUAACUCGUGGCAGACUUUAGUUUUACCGUUCAGUUCUGAGAUGUGGGCUGGUGUUUUGUUUUUCUUAUUUUGUGUCGGCUUUGUGUUCUACGUAUUUGAGCACAUUAAUAUUUGGAUUCAACGAAAUGAACCGGAACAAAAUCGCAAGCCAAACAGUAGACGUGUCAAAAAAUUCCGGGAUAUAUUCCAUGGCUUCAGUGAUUGCAUUCUUUAUACAUAUUCAAUGUUGCUGGUGGUGUCAUUGCCACGCCUGCCUCAGAAAUGGGCAGUGAGGAUUCUUACGGGAUGGUAUUGGAUCUAUUGCAUUUUAAUUGUGGUUGCCUAUCGUGCAAGUUUGACAGCCAUUCUAGCGAAUCCAGCUCCACGUUUAACCAUUGAUACGUUGGAAGAAUUGGCAAAGGGUCCGAUUAGCUGCGGUGUUUGGGGAGAGCAAAACCGGCAGUUUUUCUUAACAUCAACGGAUGAAGUUGGUCAAAAACUGGGAGAAAAGAUCGAAAUCAUCAGCACAUCGGAGGAGGCGAUCAAUCGAGUAUCGCAAGGAAAAUUUGCCUAUUACGAAAAUGUGUUCUUUCUGAAAGAGAUGCGACACAAGCACGACCAAAUCGAGUCGAAAAAUUGGAAGUACUUGCACAUUAUGAAGGAAUGUGCGAUAAAUAUGCCGAUAUCGAUUGGGCUAGAAAAGAAUUCACCUUUGAAACCAAGUUUCGACCGUUUGCUGCGUCAAGUGAUGGAAGCUGGCCUAGUUAGCAAAUGGUUGUCUGAUUCCAUACAAAGAUUUGAGGCAAGCAUCGAAGAGCCACCACAAGAAGCCUUGAUGGACUUGAAAAAAUUGUACGGUGUUCUAUUUGCUAUGCUCAUCGGUUACAGUGUUGCCUUAUUGACAUUGAUUAGUGAAAAUUUGUACUGGAGAUUUGUGACAAAACGAAAUCCUCUGUACGAUAAGUAUGAUGCAAUGAAAUUCUAUAGUCAAUAG
Molecule: messenger RNA, 2004 nt
Organism: Sitodiplosis mosellana (orange wheat blossom midge)
Lineage: Eukaryota; Metazoa; Arthropoda; Insecta; Diptera; Cecidomyiidae
Gene: Ir68a
Product: glutamate receptor ionotropic, kainate glr-3
Exons: 9
Coding region: 1-2004 (667 amino acids)
Cellular component (GO): membrane
Molecular function (GO): glutamate-gated receptor activity
Source: RefSeq, a predicted model, not a curated record